Messenger RNA from Parus major (Great Tit), 3161 nucleotides. RefSeq lists its product as uncharacterized. The transcript is spliced from 2 exons. The record is from RefSeq and is a predicted model, not a curated record. NCBI's taxonomy places the organism in Eukaryota, Metazoa, Chordata, Aves, Passeriformes, Paridae. Bases 12 to 887 code for a protein of 291 amino acids.
CUGAGCCCGGGAUGAGUCCCGCCGAGGAAGCUCGGCGCUGUUCGGAGGCCCGGGGCACGGAGCGGGGACUUUGCGCCCGCGCUGCCGAGGCCGCUCGGCGGGGCAGAGCGGCCAAACGCGGCCGGGACAUUUCCAGCGCCCGCUCCCGCCUCCGCGCCGAGAGCUCCGGCCCGGCGCUCCCCGGCCGCGCUUCGCAGACAGUCUCAAAGUUCACCAUCCGCGCCUGCUUGCACACAGUUGCCCAGUCGGGAAUAUUCGCCCCGUCGGGUUUGGGACCCCAGGCGCUGGCUCCCCGGCGGUGGUUACCUGCCGGCGGAGCCCUGCGGCUCGGAGCAGCCAAGCGAUGCCGCCCCCGCCGCAUUCCAGCGCGGCCCGGCGGCACCCGCGGGGCUCGGCCGGUCACAGCGGGACCCGCGGAGCCCGGCCCCCAGCGCCGCCAGGACCUGUCCGGGAUGGCGCCCGGCGGACAGGGGCGGAGGGCCCGGUGGCCCCUGAGGCUCCCCGGCUCGGAGGCGAUCGGCCAGGCCGCCAGGUCCCGGUCCCGAGCCCAGAGGAGCUGCCCCGCUUGCAAGGAACAGCCCGAGCCGGGUCACCUGCGGGCCGCUUCAUUCCCCGCACCAAUGGAGCAGGAGAUCACUGUUCCCUCAAGAGCGGGACUGGAGAGGAUCCUGCGUGUCCCAUUCUCUCUAUGUGCCUGCAUGUGGCUCCGCUGUCCAGGCCUCCCCAGGAGCCUCCGUCCCAAACUUCACUUCGGGCCGGCUGAGGAUGCACGGAACUCCUCUUGCUGCCAUCACUCGCAGUACGCAGAAGAGAUGUGUCUGUCCCUUCUUACAAACACCCAGCUGCGCUUGGGCAGCCCCACGGGCAUUCAGCUCUCCUGGUCCUGAAGGUCCCCUUGAAAGGAUGAGCCAAGCCCGCUGGAGCAGGUGCGAGCUUAAAAUUGCUCCAGAAACAUCUGCAGGGAAAAUGAAUCAAACAUAGUGAUGGCUGGAGGAAAAAAAAUUCAAUUCUUAGUUCUGAGUGUUUUAGUAAAACAGAAAUUUGUGACAGUAAAUUCCGCAGAAAGGGUUUGAGAGAUUUCUUGCAAUUAAAAGUAAUUGACAAGGAAACAAAAAUGACAAUGCACCAAAAUCCCAUGUUUUUGUUUCACACAAUGCAGGUGUGAACUUCUGUUUCAUGAGCAAAUGGAAGGCCAGCAGAGUCAGCUGGCACACUCCAGUGUUCUCUCAGGAGAAUGGGUUCUGUAAUUAAAACAUGGAAACAUUAAUUUACAGAUUACAAAGUAUACUUUAUCAAUCGGAAAAAAAAAAAUUCCUAAAUUGUUUUUAUAUACAGUCAGUAUUUUCUAAAAUUAUAUGUCUUGGUUUCAAUGCAGUAGCAGUGCCUCACAGGGCUGUUUCCACAGGGAGCUGCAGCGCUGCCUAAGCAAUGAAAACUCAUAAGAACUCUGAGCAAAGUCCUGGUCCAGAGGAAAAGCCUCAAGUCUAUGACAGGAGUUUCAGGUAUUUCAGUAAAAUGAGUCUGAGAGUAAAUGAGAGUAAAAUGUCCCUGACUGUACCCAACUGUCCAAAUUCAGCUUGUUCUAUUCAGAUGAACCCAUUUCCAGAAAUGGGACAAACACAGAGCUGGGAGAUAUAUCAUCUACUUCUGCCUGCUGGGUGAAAUAUCAUCUGGAAUAAAAGCUGGUAAGCAGUUUAUGCUCAGAGCUUUCAAGAGGCUUUGUCUGACUCCAAAGUCAAAGACUUUGAAAACUUCUGUUUCAGCAGAAAUAGGAAUAGGCCAUGAACAUUUCAAAUAAAAAGUCAGUGCUGCAUGAAACAGCAGAAGGAUAACCAAGAAAGUGUAAGCAGAAGUGUAUCACUAAGUUUGUAAUUUAAUAACAAUAUCCACACCUCUCUCGUCUUUAAAACAUUCUCACAUUUUAUAAUCAUUCUGAAAUUAAGGCCUAACUACAUAUUAAAAAAAAAAAUUAAAGUAAAUCAGAACAUUUAGGAUCAGAUUCCAUUCCUAAUUACUGUAAUUAACGAACAAGUCCCCACAGUUUAAGGACUGGUUUGCUCAGUUUUGUUGGGUUUUUUUUUACAUAGACCCCUUUUAUUUAAGUUAAGGACUUUUAAAUCUUCUAUUUUUUACAUGGAAACCUAAAUUCCUGUUCAAAUUAUUUUAAUAUAGUAUAAAAUGAAUUCCCAGCCUUAUAAAAAAGACAUAUCUUUGUCUUUUUAUUUUCCCUCCCUGUUUGAAGACAAAUUAAAUGUUUAUUUAAUUAACUUGAUCAUCCCCAAACAGGCACAAAUGCUUAUUUCCACAUUCAUAUCAGCAGUGAUAUAAGUGAAUAUUUAAUACAAAGUAUUUCAAAUAUUAAAACUUGUUGCUGUAGUUCCAUGAACCAGGCAGCUGAUUAACUUAGAGAGGAAGGAUGCGUGUUGCACACUGUGGCUCCCUGAAGCAGCGCUGUCAACUCUUGAGGGUGCUAUUCUUCCAUCCCAAAGCACAUCUUGCUGUCCAGAAGCUCAGGGAGGGCGAGUGAAGUGCUCCACAAUUCUAAACAGCAGCAAGAGUCAUCUGUACCGACUCAGCUGCACUCAUCUCUGCUCAGGGAAGGAAACUGAGCAGAAAAACAUAACUGAGGAGGAAUGUGACCAAGUGCAUUUGUGACUAUUAAGAGUUUUUAAUUGUACUGGAACAUUGAAGUGUCUUUAUUUCACCUAAGCCCUGCUCCUGUGUUGUUCUCAGGUCUCUCACUCCUGUGGGCUCCACAUGGGCUGCAGGAUAUGGGCAGGAUGGUGCUCUGCCUGCUGAUCCCACAGCCUGGCAGUUUGUGCACAACAUAGCAUGUGGCAGCCCUGUUAGCAACCAGAGUGCAGCUGCACAUUUAUUUUACUACCUUGUUAAACCAGAAUAUUUUGUUGCUACUGACAAAGCUCCAGGCAGGAGUCUGCACGCAAAACUUCUUGGGGUGAAUGGGAGCCCAGCCUCUCCUCUCUUCCACUUGCAGAACUGGUGGGAGGAAAGAAGAUUGGGGUGGGCACUGUGGAGCAGAAAGGAUGGAGUGACAAGAGGAUAAUAUCCUCAGCUGUGUCCUGAGUGCACCUGGGGAGUAGGCAGGGAUGGAGCAGCAGUGGUUUCCUAUGCAAAUAAAGAGCUGGCAAUCUACCAUCUCA